AUGAUUAAAGCAGCUAUAAACCGUGUUAAGAACCGGUUUCUGAGGCCUGUUAGCAAGCCUAAUGCAGAGAAAUAUAAUAUUAUAACUGAGGGCAAGGGACACAUUCUUUUUCCCGAGAAAGAGACGGUAUUCUACAAUCCGAUUCAGCAGUUUAACAGAGAUCUGAGUGUGACUUGCAUAAAGGCAUGGGAUAAUCUAUACGGACAGACCAAGCAGGAACAAUCGCGAGCCAAGAAACAUAGCAAGAAACGAGGGUGUGAGGAACCUCAGGACACUUUGAAGAAACGGAAACUUCAGGAUGGCUCAUGUGAAAUCGCCAAGACUGUGCAAAAACCAUAUAUCAAGAUCUUGGAGGCACUCUCUGCCACUGGCUUGCGUGCCAUUAGAUAUGCACACGAGAUUCCUCACGUCAAAGAAAUUGUUGCGAACGAUUUGCUUCCGGCAGCAGUAGACGCGAUCCAGCGAAAUGUGGACUACAACAACGUUGGCGAUAUUGUUAAACCAAACAUUGAUGAUGCCAAUGUACUGAUGUAUAAGAACAAAGCACAACACAAACGGUACCAUGUAAUAGAUCUAGACCCAUACGGGACCGUGACACCAUUCGUAGAUGCGGCGUUACAGAAUAUCGAGGACGAUGGGUUGAUGCUAGUGACGUGUACGGAUCUGUCGGUGCUGGCCGGUAAUGGGUACCCAGAGAAAUGUUUUGCGUUGUACGGGGGCGUGAAUAUGGCCGGACACGAUGCGACCCACGAAAGUGCGUUGAGAUUGGUCUUGAAUCUCUUGGGCCAGAGCGCUGCGAAAUAUCGUAAGAGCAUCGAACCAGUAUUGUCGUUGAGUAUUGACUUCUACGUGCGUGUAUUCAUCAAAGUCAAGACGAACCCUCUUCAGGUUAAAAACCUUCAGCACAACACCAUGAUCACUUACAUGUGCAGUGGAUGUGGGGCCUACCACAACCAGAAGCUGGGCCGUCAAAGCGAGCGUGAAACCAAGAAGGGCAACACUUAUGUGAAAUAUUCUUUGGCGCAAGGCCCUCCCGUGGACAAAAGGUGCUCGUACUGUGGAGGCGCUCACCACUUGACGGGACCCAUGUAUGCGGGUCCUCUGCACAACAAAGACUUUAUCGACGAAGUGCUAAGAAUCAAUCGGGAAGAGCAUACCGACGAAGUAUACAAGACUCGCAAGAGAAUCGAAGGCAUGUUGACGCUGGCAAAGAAUGAGCUGGAUGCGCCAUUCUACUUCACGCCCAACCGAGUGUCGUCGAUUUUGAAAUUCCAAGUACCGAGCUUGAAGACCGUUGUGGCUGGGUUAGGGUCACUGGGUUACGAGUGUUCCUUGACACACGCACAGCCAUCAUCUCUAAAAACCGAUGCGCCUUGGGAAGUCAUUUGGUAUGUGAUGAAGCGAUACUGUCAAGACAACGAUUUGUGCAACAUAGAGAAGAUGAACCCAAAUACGUUUGGCUACAAAAUUCUGACCAACGAUGCAAUCGUGAAUGGGAGUGAAUACGACGACAAGCUAAGCUUUGAGCAGAACGAGCAAAGCGCCAAAGUCGAGAAACUGCGCAAGCUGAAGAUAGUGCGAUUCCAGGAGAACCCUUCGCGAAACUGGGGGCCUAAAGCCCGUCCAACCUAG
Lachancea nothofagi CBS 11611 is the source of this 1632-nucleotide messenger RNA. Lineage: Eukaryota; Fungi; Ascomycota; Saccharomycetes; Saccharomycetales; Saccharomycetaceae. The record is from the annotation of a GenBank genome assembly.